CGAGGGCCUGUGCAUCUCCAAAGAUUGCGACAUUGUCGAAUUUGAUGAUUGACCUGAUUUUCGAGUGUCGUUGUAACAGUUAGUCGAAGUAUGGCAUCAGCCUCCCGAAAGCACAAUUUGACGGGCGUGUUUCCACAGCGGAAGAAGGCGACCGUCGCGUCUGGCAAAGACAAACGUUUUGACAAGAGCUCUGGCGCCUACGACGAUGUGCCCGUCGGAGGUGCGUCUCUCGGCGGUGGAUCCGCCCAACCUGCUGCAUUGAUCACCUCACGGGGCGGCAAGCAAGACUUGAGCGGUGACUAUGACGAAAUCGAAAGCACUCUCCGACAGUUCGAUAUGAACAUGGCGUAUGGACCGUGUCUUGGCAUAACCAGAAUGGAAAGAUGGGAGCGGGCCACCCGACUCGGUUUGAGUCCACCAAGCAAUGUGAGGGAUAUGAUCGUGAACCUCGAAGCCAGCCAAGACUGCUUGUGGGAGGGUCGAGUGUAGCGAUUACGUGUACAUUGUUGUAUAAUGUACAGAGUCCACGUGCCACAGAAGCAAUUUUCCAUUACCAGCAGAGAUAGAUGUGAAUAUAGAUUAGCACAAUCUGCCAUUCGACUAUCGCCGGCGAAUAUCCAGCUCGUCUGAGGCGCAUCUUGUACAUAUUGCCACUUAAUGAAUGAAGUCAAAGUUACUCACUUGUAACUUUUCCGAUCGAUAAAAUCUCCUCGAUUGCUCGACCGCAUCUAUCAACUAUGCCAGAGAAAGAUGGUACAUCUAGCAUGAAGUUAUCUCGUUUGAUAAAUGGAAAAACACAGUAAAUUGCAGA
Molecule: messenger RNA, 811 nt
Organism: Marchantia polymorpha subsp. ruderalis
Lineage: Eukaryota; Viridiplantae; Streptophyta; Marchantiopsida; Marchantiales; Marchantiaceae
Source: the annotation of a GenBank genome assembly